Molecule: messenger RNA, 2686 nt
Organism: Eucalyptus grandis
Lineage: Eukaryota; Viridiplantae; Streptophyta; Magnoliopsida; Myrtales; Myrtaceae
Product: AP2-like ethylene-responsive transcription factor AIL6
Exons: 9
Coding region: 611-2296 (561 amino acids)
Biological process (GO): regulation of DNA-templated transcription
Molecular function (GO): DNA-binding transcription factor activity; DNA binding
Source: RefSeq, a predicted model, not a curated record
CCCCCUCUCUCUAUCUCUGUGUGUUUGAGUCUGCAUCUUUUGGAAAGGGCGUGCAUGUAGCUCUCUCUCUCUCUCUCUCUUCCUAUUUCUCCCUUUCUCUAUCUGUCUGAGUGUGUGUGUCGUCGAGGUUCUUUCUUUCUUACACCCAAAAAGCCUCUGCAUGCGGCUCCGCUUUACAAAGUCUCGUUCGGCCACUGCCCCUUUCUCGACUCCACACACACGCAAAAGCACCGCCACCCACCACUAGCGAGCGCGCGCCCCCCUCCCUUUUCCCUCCUCAGGACCCGAGAAUAAUCUCGUAAAUUAACGCCGACCCACUUCGCCAAAAUCCCAUCUUCCAUUCCCCCCUCGCGAUUAUCGAAAGCGAGUGCGCGCGCGUCUCUCGUUGCGUUUUGAUGGCGGAGAGUAACGGCUGAGCUCCAAGGGCCAUUUUUCCGUUCGCGGGUAUUGGACUUUUCCGAGUCACUGCCCUUCCUUCCUUGUUUGUUUCUUCAGGAAAGCACGCUCUCGCGAUGAUUGUAUUGGCGUGCGGUGUAUGUGUGCUUGAAGGGUUCGUUUCAGUUCUUUGAGAGAGAGAGAUUAGAGAGAGAGAGAGAGGGAUAGAGGUAGAAUGAUGGCUCCCGCAACAAACUGGCUAUCGUUCUCCCUGUCUCCGGUGGAGAUGCACCCGCAGCUCAUCGUCCCUCCUUUCGAUUUGACCUCCGCUACUUCCUCUUCUUCCUCCACUUCUUCCUCCUCUCACUACCUCAUCGACAGCUUCUAUGGCGGUCAUGGUUGGGAUAAUCCGAAGCCCCAACUCCUGUUCGCCGACGUCGGGGACGACGCCGCCGAGCCGAAGGACCGCCGGCAGCAGCAGCAGCCGCAGCAGCAGCAGCAGCCGCCGACGAUGGCGGACUCCUCCGUCGUCACGACCUUCCUGGUCGACCCGUACGCCCCGACCCACCACCACCUCCACCACCACCAACACCACCAGCAGAUCGCCUCGGCGCCGCCGAAGCUCGAGGACUUCCUCAGAGACUCCUCCACCACCGAGGACUCCUCCCUCACCACCCACAUCUACGACCGGAGCUCCUCCCACUACUUCGACGACGGCCACGGCCACGGCGGCCACCACCACCACCACCACCACGAUCUCAACGCCAUCGCGGGGUUCCAAACGAUAUCCGCCAACUCUGGCUCCGAGGUCGACGACUCGGGCUCCAUGGGUCGGGCGACCCAGGCCCACCUCGCGGAGUUCAACCGCCACUCGACCGAGUCGGCGGGGACCGAGCUGGGGUUCGCAGCGGCGGGGGGCGGCGGCGGCGCCUUGUCGCUCGGGGUGGUCGUCGCCGCCGCCGCCUCGCAGCCUCAGUCCACGGAGAAGGCCACCGUCGCCGUGACGGCGGCCGACUCGGACGGCUCAAAGAAGAUCAACGACUCCUUCGGUCAGCGAACGUCGAUUUACAGAGGAGUCACCAGACACCGAUGGACAGGUAGAUAUGAAGCGCAUCUAUGGGACAACAGCUGUAGGAGGGAGGGCCAGGCGAGAAAAGGCCGUCAAGUUUAUCUGGGCGGGUAUGACAAAGAAGACAAAGCAGCUAGGGCCUACGAUUUGGCAGCUCUGAAGUACUGGGGUCCCACGGCCACCACCAACUUCCCUGUUUCGAACUACGCUAAGGAAUUGGAGGAGAUGAAGCAUGUGACCAAGCAGGAAUUUAUUGCCUCGCUGAGGAGGAAAAGCAGUGGGUUCUCGAGGGGUGCUUCUAUCUAUCGAGGCGUGACAAGGCACCAUCAGCAGGGUCGUUGGCAAGCAAGGAUCGGUCGUGUUGCUGGCAACAAAGACUUGUACCUGGGCACAUUUGCUACUGAAGAGGAAGCUGCUGAGGCAUACGAUAUAGCUGCCAUAAAGUUCAGAGGCCUCAAUGCAGUCACCAACUUUGAGAUGAACCGCUAUGACGUGGAGGCUAUCGCCAAUAGCACACUCCCAAUCGGUGGAGCCGCCAAGCGCUUGAAGCUCAACCUCGAAGCAGAGCAGAAACCGUGUCUCGACAUGAUUCAUCAGCAACCGACGCCCCGAACUGGCGGGGGCAACAUCAGUUUCUCCGCCAUCCAGCCAUUCCCCACAAUUCCGUGCGGCAUCCCAUUCGAUACCUCAACCGCUCUUUACAACCCGAACUUCUUCCACCACCUACAGCCUAACAUCGGCAGCAGCACCAUUGCCAAUUCCCCUAGCUCCACCUCCACCAUCCCGACGCCGGCGGUGACUGCAGUACCUCAAACAGCUGACUUCUUCAUCUGGCCCCACCAAUCUUACUAGGUAUGACCAGCUUUAGAUAUGUAAUAAUCUGCUAACUAUAGCAACAAAACCCUUUUUUAUCUUUUUUUCUUUUUUUCGUCUCUUUGCGGCAUCCUUAAAGAAGCUGACCUAAAAUGUGAUGACUUGGCUCUCACCCUAACCUCUCUCCUGGCCCUUGCUGGUGUUUAGGCAGGAGAAAAUUUUGGCUAAAUCAAAAGGGUAUAUGAUAUAGCAGCUCUCCUAUGGAUAGGUUUUUUUAGCUCUGUUUUUGAAUUUGUAGACUGAGAUGUAAGAGGGACAGGACCAUAUGCUGUAAUCUUUUUUCGCCGAAAAUCUUUCGGUUUCCCAUUACUCCCCUCGUGGAAUGUAUGAUGAUCUCCCCUCUGCGAAACCGGCUUUCGCCUUUCGAUC